UCUAAAAUUAGUUGCAAAGUUUCAAAUUUUUUGUAUACAUAUUUUUCURUUAUUCCAAAAGUUUCAUUUAAAAAAUCCGCUAUGACUGGAAAUAAGAGCGAUGAGGCGAACUCGCAUGCUGCYGACAGUUCGGCGAACCCAAAAUCCAAGGCCACCAAUCCGUUCUUCAUYUUUCUGCACGAGUUUCGCCAGAAUCUAAUGAAACGCGGCGCCUACAAGAACAUGACAGCAAAGGAGAUCGCCUGUGCUGCCGGCGAGCGCUGGCGUCAGAUGUCGGCCGACGARAAGCUCAACUAUGUGGUGUGGGCGCGGAAGAAUCAGCAACAAUUGGAUCCGCGUUUGCGCGUGUCACCGGGAAAGACRGGGCAGCGCGAAGUGCAUAGCAACAGAAGUGAGAGCAAGAGCGUGCAGCGCCGCGGAUCUCGACAGAAAAAGGUCACUAUGCAGAAACGUCGUCCSAGUUAUAUUAAGUGAAGUGGUGAUUUGUCGCYAAACAAGGGGUUGMAGCAAGAGUUGCCUUACACUUUUUAUCGCUGUUGAAAAUUUUCUGGUGACACAUCAUUUUGUUGCUAUUUCGUGUAUUUUCUUAUUAUAUGUCAUUGCAUUUUCUUAUGUUUGUGACAGUAAAGGUAUUUUAUAAYCGUGA
Bactrocera latifrons is the source of this 646-nucleotide messenger RNA. RefSeq lists its product as uncharacterized. Lineage: Eukaryota; Metazoa; Arthropoda; Insecta; Diptera; Tephritidae. The record is from RefSeq and is a predicted model, not a curated record. The transcript has a single exon. The coding region runs from base 82 to 474 and encodes 130 amino acids.